Photinus pyralis (common eastern firefly) is the source of this 3234-nucleotide messenger RNA. It is a transcript of the gene ckn, whose product is annotated as caskin-2. Gene Ontology annotation, biological process: cell surface receptor protein tyrosine phosphatase signaling pathway; axonogenesis. Gene Ontology annotation, molecular function: signaling adaptor activity; protein phosphatase binding. Gene Ontology annotation, cellular component: focal adhesion; axon. The transcript has 11 exons. NCBI's taxonomy places the organism in Eukaryota, Metazoa, Arthropoda, Insecta, Coleoptera, Lampyridae. The coding region runs from base 235 to 2790 and encodes 851 amino acids. The record is from RefSeq and is a predicted model, not a curated record.
GACAGUUCAGUCAGUUGUGGCUCGGUCGAUGUACUUUGUAAACGGGGAGAUGCUGCUGCGGUGUCGGUCGUGUUUUUACGUCAUCGAUUAUGAUUGAUGAUGACCUAUUGUCGUUACGCAAAGGUCAUAAAUAUUUAUUGGUUUCAUCGUGUGUUAAGCCCAAGUUAUGAUUACAUUCGAUAGUAAAUUAGAGUGAAGUGCGGUUUUCGACAAACAGAAAAAAAAACAGUGGCGAUGACGACGACCUGUUUCGGGCCGCCGCCUCUGCCGCCCAACCGGAAGUCCGCCCUGAGACAUCGGAAGCAAAGUCAGGGCUUGCUGUCGUCGACCUAUCACAGUUUUCGCGACCCGGCCGAGGAGAGCGAGAUCGUCACGUUGACGUCUGAAGAUUACGAUUUCGAGAAGGCAAAUAAGCCGAAUGGAAAUAUCCCAAAUAAAGCAAAUAAAAGGCUUACUCACACCAAUUCCUUAAGUAGACGUAAGAGGGUCCCUAAAGCACCUUUAGUACGCAGUCAGUCGGAUGGAAAUCUCGAUAAGAAGGGCGUCUUUGCUCCUAUGACCAUCAAUAAGUACAUCAAAGUUCUAAGUGGAAGCUGGAAAAAUUUAUUGAACUUAGGUGGCAUGUCCCGGCCCCCCAAGCCGGCGGCCACCGCCAAAAAAGUCGCACCGCCUGCUGUACCGCACGAGUUUCGCCACUCGGGUAGCUCGUUUGGAUCUGCAGGAUAUUCGUCGUCCGAAGAUGCCGUCUUCCUCGCUCCUCCCGAUACACCAGGUAAUCCCAGAGAUGAUCACUCAGAUUACGGCAGUACUGUUAGCAGCAGUACGGGAAAAUCACCUGGUCCCAUCUACCCACCCCCCACAUUCACCUUCCCCGGCCAACCACCUUCCGGUGGCGUUCUUACACACAAGGCGGCAGUCUACUACCAUCACCAGCUUAGUCUACAGGAAGACCAAGGCAUCGAUAUGACCCAAUCACCCGGUCGUGACAGCCCCGGAUCCUCGAGUGGAAGCGCAGGCUCAGGCUCACGACAUAGCACGGCAUCUUUAGACAGCGGCCGAGCCUCCUAUCAUCCGCUUAGUAACGCAGGACGAAGCACGAUUGGCUCCUCAAACAGUCCGAGAUGUUCCCUCAGCUCGUGUUCCAUCGGUUCAGAUCAGGGCAGAGUAGAAAGGAUGAUUCAUCAAGGCGUACCGGAUCAAGAAAUUAUACACGCGUGGCUCGUUGAUCUUCAAUUUGAAGAAUAUUUCACCUUAUUUUUAUCGGCCGGCUACGACUUGCCAACCAUUGGGAGAAUGACGCCAGAAGACUUGACGGCAAUUGGAAUAACAAAACCACACCAUCGGAAGAGGUUAAAAGCGGAAAUAGCGCAGCUAAACUUACCGGAUAACUUACCCGAUUACAUACCGGGUUCGUUAGAGGAGUGGCUGCGACUUCUGCGGCUGGAGGAGUAUCUACCGGCUCUACUAGCGCAAGGUUACAAUACUGUAGAUGAUGUAACGCAGUUAACGUGGGAGGAUUUAGAGGAUAUUGGGAUUGUAAAGCUGGGUCAUCAAAAGAAAAUUAUGUUAGCAAUAAAGAGAGUGAAGGAUAUCAGAGCGGGGAAACGCUUCAACAGUAUAGAUUACAAUAGAAUUCACAUGCAGCAGGACGUGAUGGUGCACGCACCCCUGGGCCCGCCCUCGCCUGGCGUUCCCGCUGUUCACACCACGUUCCGAUCCUUCCAUCAGCCCUGGGAGCUCGACCAGACACGCCAACUCGCCGCCGGUUCACACUACGUGCAGCCCAUGUUUUGCACUGAUAUUGUUCCUAUAAAGAUUAGAACUGGAAGGGGAAAAUCACUGGAAUCCCUAGAAGAUCCCAACGAGCGUACGCAUCACACGUUCAGUGCAGAUAACACUCAAAUAUUUUAUUAUCAGCAGUCGGUGGGAUGGAGACCGAGAUCGUACGACGACGGCGAUAUUACGCCGACGAACGAUUCUGGUCUGCUGUACGAAGGCGGUGGCACUCUUCCAAGGCCCAGAGGCGUAAUUCGACCUCGGCCCAUCGCAAAAAUCACCGCGAAAGCGCGCGAAACAUUCCCAGACUUUGAAAAACCUCAGUUCAAUCCGGAAAAAUACAUGCCGCCACAGUACAAAACGCUACCGCGUGACUUAAUAGACACAAGUAAAUACCACAUACAGUACGGUACGCCCAUAAUGGGCAAAAAGCUUCCGCCGAGCCCGCCCAAACGUCAAAUCGACUCGAGCGACAGCUCGGAACAGACGACGACCGUCGAAAUCCAUCACGUUCAAACGUCUAGCCCUCUUCCGCUUCCCGCCUACCCCAGCUCAGAUAGUUUGAGUAUAUCGUUAGAUAGUCAAGGAGAACUUCCGUUACCGCCGCCGCCCGCGCCCGGUACGCCGCCCGGUGCUUGCAUAUCCAAACUAAAUUCGUCUAGAUCGUGGAGUUCGGAGGAACAGGAACUAAUCAACACGUUGGCGUUGCAACAUCGAAAUGGUUCGGAUGCUAGUUUUAAGUCAAGUUCAAGCACGGAAUCAGACUCGUUGCCUUUCGCCAAUGAAAACGCGGGUACAAUAAAGACGAGGACGGGCGGACGACCGGGCGACUACUCGCCCGCGAAACCCAGGGUCGGCCUGCCACCGCAGUCUUCGCCGGCGCCGAGUAGGCAAGUCAAAGCGCAGCGAUCGGAACCGGCGGAUGUGCUUAACGAUAUCGGUAAUAUGCUUGCGAAUUUAACAGACGAAUUAGACGCGAUGUUAGAAGAAGAAAAAAGACUCGAGCAACAGUAACUGCGGUGUUUAAAGACUGAUAUCGGUAGUAGUUCGUAUACUUAUAUCGUUUUCGUCAAAUUUAUGUUUUAGUUAAUAUGUUUGUAUUUUUUAUACAAACCUUGUUCAUAAAUAUUUUAUAAUAGUUCUAGUUAGCUUUACUAGUGUAAAAUUAGAAAAAAAACAUCGUUUUAUAUUAAAGUUUAUUGUGGGAUUUAUUCAUUUGUUAUAUAUUUGCGAUUUUUUAUACAAGGAUAAUCAAAAGUUUUAUUUUAUUUUGCGACAAUAUUGUCAGCGGAAUACACAACAAAUUGCAUAUAAUAACAAGCUAUACCGUCUCAACUAGCGAAAUAUUCCUAUUAGAUAGAAAUUUUCUACGUUUGUGUAUGGUGCCCAUUUAAAGGUAAAUAAAUAGAGCAUUUCUUUGGAGGGAACAGAAAUUCAUUAGCAUCUUCAUUUACAUAA